Molecule: messenger RNA, 13172 nt
Organism: Acanthaster planci (crown-of-thorns starfish)
Lineage: Eukaryota; Metazoa; Echinodermata; Asteroidea; Valvatida; Acanthasteridae
Biological process (GO): chromosomal 5-methylcytosine DNA demethylation, oxidation pathway; positive regulation of transcription by RNA polymerase II
Cellular component (GO): nucleus
Molecular function (GO): zinc ion binding; DNA binding; DNA 5-methylcytosine dioxygenase activity
Source: RefSeq, a predicted model, not a curated record
UGGGACCGGGCCAAUCGCGGGACGUGCUACAUAAUAGCGCUGCCUCUCAGUUCACGAACCUCGCUCUCAUUUCAAUAGCGACUCUGGCACCAACAUAUCGGAGCGGCGGAGGAUCCAGACAAAAGUGCGUAAUAUCUGACGUCAUAACUCCCCUCCCCAGCGAACGGCAUCGGAUUUGGAGACGUCCCCAGGUAGCUACGUUCUUCAAGAUUUGUAUCCCGAAAGAAUUUUGAAACUGCCUUGGACAGAAUUCCUGUGGCGCCCUGUUAAAAAAAGGGACCCUUUUUUUUAACCCAGUGUACGUGUACGCUGAGCUGCUGGAUGAACAGUUUCUCGCAGUACGCGCUCAAAAAUAUCCGAGUGCGUCAUUUAUGGACACAGAUAAAACCUUUCGGGAUGUUUAAACUUUUCAAGAUUUGGAGGAUUUGUACUCUAUAUGUCACAGUUUAUUUGUGGAAAAAUUCAUUGUCGUGCACUGUAGGACACUGGAGAUACGGCCUCUUAAAACGGACCACCCGAUUCAGCUGUCGUCGAGUCUUCGCGAGAAUAUCCAAGCUUGCCAACGCAUAGCGUGCUCAUAGCAAGCUGUGCGCGUGGAACUGGCGCUGAAUAUAGCGGUAGCCGUUUGGCACAUUUAGACCAUAGGUUUAUCUUAUCAACGUGCUAGGGUCGUAGUGCCACUGCGGCGGCUCCAAACCAAAUGGACUGACUACUGGUGAAGUACGCGGUCUGUCUGAUACGAUCGGCUUCCCUGACAGUGUCAUUCGAGGAUGGCCGUCUGGCCUGCUGGAUGUUUUCCCUGCGUUCCACCUCCUGGAAUUUCUUACUGGUGUGAGGGAGGCAUCAUGACCAGUGUGGACCGCGCAGCGACGUAAUCAGCGGUUUGUUUGCAGUCGACACCGCGUCGUGGUCCACGUUUGUCGCGAACCACCAGCCUGACGGUGCUUUGUCGUUGCAGCAACCGGGAACGCAUAGUCCGGGCACAAACCUGUAAAUUUCAAACCCAUUUGACUUUCUUACACAGCUCUCCCAAGCAGAGAGGGAAAUCCGUUCCUGAUUUCCGAUUUGUUACUGGAUUCCCAGACGCAACUCUCUUGUUUUGGUACCGCAUUGAGUUCAACCACGUUCGCAUUUUCCGUGACGGUGUCAUUGUUGCUUCAGUAUCGAAAGCUGGACAGAGAACGCCGGGCCAUAAAAACUAUACAACACCGGAUAUCCACUUGAACUGAAGGUCGAGUUGACACGUCGGAACUGACAUCAAGAAAAUCAGGUUAAAUGCCACUACUUUGUAUGGGGGAAGCGCACCGUUAACAACGCACAACGAAAGGAUGCUGAAAGCAGGCGAAGGCCAGGCGUUUCUACAGAUGGCUUCAGGAAAUCUCGUGGAGGCGCUCAUUCGCCGAACACUGCUGGAGGACAACUUGGCCACAGACGAACGGCCUGAGGACAAAUACCGCCCUCCCGCCGCCAAGGCGGCCAAGUGCCCCAAGACUGACCCCUGGGAGGAAGGCAUUGACGACGACAACGUGGAGUUGCGGGUGCCCAUCAUCAAGGACAUUGACACCAAGAAGACGGCGUCAUCCAAGACGCCGCCGACUAAGAAGGACCCGACUAAACCAGACUCUGGGAGAAAAGUCAAAGAGGAGAGCAGAAAAGAGACGCUCCUGAAGGAGUGGAGGGAAGCCGAGAAGGAAGAGGAACUACGCAGAAAGAAAUAUGCAGCUGUUCUUAACACCGAGGAAAGAGACUCCAACGAUAACACGACCAAGGGGCCUGGGAUGAGCCCAGCAGAGGCGGGCAGUGCCUCACCCGAAGCCCCAGAGGAAUCAGCUGUGAAACACUCGAACUCCAAGGACAAAGGGAAGAAAACUUAUAGCAGCAAGAGUAAGCAGGUUACAUCCACCGACCAGCAAGGAACCACCGCGAAGGAAGACGGUGCGACGCCCAAGAAGGAGAAGAGAGACAAAGCGAACGGCAACAAGCGAAAGCUGGCUAAGUCACCCAGGGAUUCUCCCGCUUCGGCUGGGAGUGAACAGGACUCCAAGUAUGCCAAGCUUGACAAGAACUCCAACGCAUUUACUGGACGCAGAGAAUCUACAUCCUCGGAGAAGAGUGAAAUGAUACCGUUGUCAGCUGAAAACACUGUGAUUCUAUCGUCACCCUGUGGGGAGAACGGACAUAGUCGCAAGCACGGUGAUGAUGACGCCCGGGUUGAGCCAAAGCCCAAGCGGCCCAAAUCAGGAUCUGAGAUGUCCGCUGGUCUCACCAUAGCCAGCAUGAUCGAGAAGACACUGGAUGCGGGACUUGGGGCUUCGCUGAGGCCGCCCAGGGGAACCCAUGCCCUCGCAGGGACUUCUGAAGCCCGCCUGGCCCAAUCAGAAGCUCACGAACCGGACGCCUCAGCGAAGAGACGGGAUACCCACAUCCGUCACGACGAAGCUUCAUCGGCCUUCGGCGUGGCCGUGCCGAAACUGCGUUGGGCACUGAACGGCCAGCAGAAGACAGAUUCAAAACUUGGCCAGGAUUCCGACUUAGGAGGCUCCGAUAACUUACGGCCAUUCCCGUCGUCGCGCCCGCAGGCCCACAAGCAGCAAACAGCCGUUGCACCAACUUCGGGCGUUGUCGUGAAUCAGCCGCAACUUUUGCAGCCCAUCUUCCCCGUCGGAGUGGCAGUCUCCAGAUUCAGUUCCUCAGCACCCAUUAAGAUCGACAUUCCCCGAACCUGCCCACUUCCCAGCAGUGGUUCCUCCCCUGGCUCGCCCAAAGACAAUCCCUUGUUCUCCCCUAACCACAGCGAUGGAUCGCUGUCGGCCAACCAGAGCGACAACGGAGCCACCAGUCCCGGUAACAUGGCAGACGGUUCUAACGCCUCGGGCAGCAAGAAGAAGAAGCGAAAGCGAUGCGGGGUUUGCGAACCUUGCAUGACCAAGCAGAACUGUGGAGACUGCUCGAGUUGUAAGAAUCGUAGGACUGGUCACCAGAUCUGCAAGAUGAGAAAAUGCGUGGAACUUCGCAAAAAAACACAGGCUCCAGAGCUUACCAUGGAUGGCUCGGCCAAUGGGAGCAGAGCAAAAGGAGGACUUCCACCCUUUCCGCAGCUGACAGCUCCGCCUCCAAAGAAUGGCCCCAUUGAGAACCACAACUCCCCACCCACCACUCUUCCUCUUCACAACAGUACGGCUCCAGAUUACCCAAACUCCGACUCUUCCACUGCUGUACCCCCUCCCAACAUGAGCUGGCCCCCGCCUCCCCCCAUGGUGAACGGGUACAGCAGCAGCGAGGGCUACCCAAAGAUGAACCACUUUCCUCCGCAAGCUGAAAUGACGAAAGCCGCCGAGAGGGAGGGCCGGAGGGAGCCCAUUGAGGCAGUGGGCGAGGGGGGUGUGGUCAGCAUCAAAAAGGAACAAGGAGUAGGGGAGGCGGUGGGUAUCCCUGUCCCAGCCCACCACCAUCACCAUCACCACCACCCCCAUGCCAAGUACGCCUUUGCAGCCUCCAGCAAGCCGGACAAUGCAACCACUCUGACCCCAUCUUCAGGAAAAGGACCCGGGGGUUACUCUGCGGCACCUGUCACGGCUACAGGCAAGCCAACAGGCAGCCCUUCGCCACCUACGCAUGGACAGUACUUUGACAAGAAACUGCAGCUGCAGAGCAGUGCUGCAGUCACGGCCAAAGAGGCGCUGCCUCCGAUGCUGAACAGCAACCACAGCCGGUCAUCCAGCAUCCAGUCCUACCCGUCAUUUACUUUCCCAACUCUCGGCUCAUCCAAGCCGAGCAAUCCGCCGACUCCCACCAGUCAUAUCCAAGACAGGGGCACACCUGACCACAAAGGAAGCAAUAGCACAACAACCCCUACAUCAUUGCAAUCACCAUCCUCAGAGAGGAAAGCCCUUUCUCCUGUGGAUGCUGCCGAAUCACUUCUCUCCCUCAGCUCUUCUAUAUCAGCGCGGCAUUUCCCCUUCCCACCCGCUCACUUCUCAGGGAAUCACGAGCAGCGACCCCACGAACAGCGCCCCCAUGACUCUCAACGCCCUCACGAGAAGCGUCCGCCCCCUGGCUUCCUCAGCAGUGGGCCUUCCUCUGAGUCCCCAUCCCCUUCUGUUGCAGCCAUCUCUUCUGUUCCAGUUUCGUCAAAAUCCGAACACUCCUCAGAGAAGAAGUCCAAAUCAGAGAAGCACCACCGGACAGACUCCAAGACCAAAUCUGACCACAAGGGUCUCAAGGCAGAGCACAACCGGCCCAGCGGGAUCACGUUACCUCCAAUGACUGUGACCGGUUUCCCCGGCCUGCCGGUUCCCGGCGUCAUGCCACCCGGCUCACAGAGCGGCAUCUCAGCUUCAGCCGCCAUGAAAUCCACCGGCCGUUCCCUUUACCCUCUGCCCAGUCAGACACUUCUGGCAUCCUCCACGAAGCCCAGCACUGGCUCAGAGGCAGGAGAGAGCAAGGCCACUACAGACAAGGACCUGACUCCACGGAAGCUGACUCCGGCUGAGCUCCAUCGGAAGAUGCUGGAAGAGGACAUGAAGGAGGAGAUGCCCGACUGUGGAUGCUUAGAGAAUGAUCGUGAUGAGGCACCGUACUACACACAUCUUGGAGCAGGUCGGUCUGUCGCAGCAAUCAGAGAAAUGAUGGAGAAAAGGUUCGGCCACAAAGGUAACUGCAUUCGGAUCGAGAAAUUGGUUUUCUCCGGGAAGGAGGGCAAGAGCUCCUUGGGCUGUCCCAUCGCAAAGUGGAUCUUGAGACGUUCAGGACCAGAAGAGAAGAUCUUGGUGCUGGUGCGAAAUCGACCUGGCCACCACUGCGAGACGGCCUACAUCAUCAUAGCCACUGUUGCCUGGGAGGGCUGCCCUCGCAAGGAAGCAGACAACCUGUACGACAUAUUGACCCAGACGCUUCCUUCUGGAGCCAUCCCAACUGUGCGCCGCUGUGCAGUCAAUGAAGAAAAGACCUGUGCCUGCCAGGGCUUUGAUCCUGAAUCUUGUGGCGCCUCGUUCUCGUUUGGUUGCUCCUGGUCAAUGUACUACAAUAGCUGCAAGUUUGCUCGCAGCAAGACACCAAAGAAGUUUAAGCUGCAGGAUAAUGCCGAUGCUGAAAAGGAGGAGAUGUUGGAGAACAAGCUGCAGUGGCUGGCCACAGAAAUCUCUCCACUCUACCGACAGCUGGCCCCAGAUUCCUUCCGAAAUCAGGUUUUGUUUGAGAAGAUGGGGUCCGAGUGCAGGCUUGGAUGGGGUGAGGGUAGGCCGUUCUCUGGCGUCACGGCUUGCAUGGACUUCUGCGCUCAUGCCCACAGGGACCAACAGAAUAUGAACAAUGGUUGCACAGUGGUGGUGACAUUGACAAAAGAUGAGAUUCGGGACCGUGUGCCGGACCCAGGCGACGAGCAGCUGCACGUCUUGCCUCUGUACUACUUAGACAACACUGACGAGAUGGGCAGCAUGGAGGGCCAACAGGAGAAAGUGCGACGUGGCUCCAUCGAGGUCUUGACCCACUACCGGCACAAGUCCAGGCUCCGACCCAAACAGGACCCGGUCAUCCCCAAGGGUGCACAAGUCCGUACAAGCAGGCAUGGGGACAAGAACAGCCCUAGCCGUGGCAAAGCUGCAGCAGCAGCUGCGGCAGCUGCCGCGGCUAGAGCAGCAACACCGCAAGGCAACAGCCAUCAUCAGAGCAGCCACGCCAGCAGCAAUUCGAGUCACAGAGAUGCUGAUGCCAAAGCCUCCUUGGCAAAGAGCAGCAAGGAGCAGUCCACGUCUGGGACCACCUCGUUGCCCUCACAGUCCCAGGCCCAAGUCAUGCAGAUCCCCCCUCACCUGUGGCCUCAGUACCAACAAAGCGUGGAGCAAGUCCGGGCAGCAUGGCCCGGCGUUGAGCUGACCCCCAGUAGCUUGGCUGCAGCGGCUGCGCUGAGGCCGGAAUUGCAUGCCUUACACCCAAUGAUGUAUGAGAGCAUGCAGCGGGAAGCCAUGCAGAUGAACGCGGCAGCCGCUGCCGCAGCAAGCUUGCACCCGGAAUGGGCCCGCCUGUACCCACAUCAACCCCGUAUGUUUCUCCCACCUUACGCCCAUCCAGGUAUGGUGGGGCUGGCAGCCCACGAACACCUACAACAGAAUCAGGCCCUGGCUCGCUUCAUGAGUCAGUACGGCAAUGACCCCUACAUACUCGCCCACCCCUACAUGCGCUACCCUCAUUUUACCGGACUCUCCAUGGAAGAUGUCAAACCCGACAUGAACCAGCUGAGUAACCUGAUGAAGGCGUCGAGCAGGAGUGAGCGUGAUGCACUGUACAACACCUUCAGCAUGAAGUACGGAGCACAGCAUCCAGGGGCAGCUGCUGCAUCCGGGUAUGGCAACUCCCGGGUGGACCAAAUGGACUUGAGCAGAGACCACCACACUCCCAGACCGAGCACCUCUUCAUCUGCAGAGUCCAAGUACACUCAAAACCCACCCCCUAAUGGGCUGAGGCAAGAUCUGAGUCACCAUCCACCUGCCAGCCAAGCUGGCCACAAGGAUGGGAUUUGGCGGCCGCCAGUCUUUCAGAACAGCCCCUCCCGUGAGAGCACCCCAUCCCAAGAGCAUCACAGUUACCCGAACCAGGGCACUCCCCCUUACGGAUCAGCAUUCCAUGAUCGGAGUAAGAGCCAAGGGGAUCAAAGGAGUGCUUACCCACAGGAGGGUAGCCACCAGCACAGAGACUAUCCAAGCUUUGGUCAUCGAGAGCCCUCAUCUGCUUCACAGAGUAGGAAUUCCUCUGACAGUCGGCAGUAUAGCACCUACCCACAACAACAAGCACACCAGGAGCACAGUACAGCCCGACGUGAUCUUUCUCAAAGCUACCCAUCACAAGACAGCAAACCAUACCCAAGGCUCCAUGAAGUCUCAACUCCUUCGACAUCCUCCCACCAGCAACAGCACGAUAAGUCAAAAACGAUUGCCGAGCAUCUGCGACUCAUGGAGGCAGCCGGGCCAAGUCCCAGCAACCCCACCCCCUCUGCGCUCCCUCCCCAGCCCUCUCCGAAGCCAGAGGAGCCCCAGGAGAUUGAGUGCAUCUCGGACAGCGAGGAGUGCUUCCGGGACCCAACCAUCGGAGGCGUGGCCAUUGCGCUCUCCCACGGCUCCAUCCUGUUUGAGGCUGCCAAGCGCGAGCUCCACGCCACCACAUCCAUCCGGAACCCGCACAGGCAGAAGCCCACGCGCAUCAGCUUGGUUUUCUACCAGCACAAGCACAUGAACUUCCGUCACCACGGCUUAGAGGAAUACGAGCGUAAGAUGCAGGCCAGGCAGGAUGAAGCUGAAGAGACAGCCCGGCUGAAUGGAGAAACGCCUCCCCCACGCAAAGGUCGCAAGCGACGCCUCUCAGCCAGUGAUGACACAGUCAUCCCCGACAAAACCAAGGUAAAAUGCAGCUCUGCAUCCAAGAAGGUACCAACCAAGCAUGCCCAGACACCUGUUACCAACACAGUCACGACUCUGGCCUCCACAGCUUUCCCAACAGUAACAGGGCCGUACCAGAAAUGGGUGUAAAACCAUGCCAUUCUGUGGUCAAGCUCCUAGCCACCAAACUUCAUUCCCAGUGCUGACCACUAGAGUUUAUGUUCAUUGUUGUGUUGCCCUAUAGGAUGGACUUUGUCUGUCUCAAGUUACCAUGCUGGAACACGUCUUAAGCAUAUUCGCAUGAUUGGGAACUAGACUUGUGUUGAGAAUUUUUAGUUACACUUUGUUUUUUUGGGGGGGUCAUAGAACUGCACCACAAAAGCCUCCUUAGUGCAGGAAAAGUUUUGCUCAGUAAACACAAGUAAUCAGACGAAAUGCCAUUUGUUAAGUAAUUUCUGUAGCUGUUGCUUUUGGGUGAGCAUGAACUUUGACUAAGCUCCACAGAACUGGCUUUGGGUUUUGCAGGUGAGUCUGUAAGCUGACAGUCACAAUCAUUGCAGUGCAGCAUGGGAUAGCACAAGAAUACUAUCCCCCCAACCAUACAUGAUCAUAGCGUACACGGUCCAUGGGGAACUAGACUUGUACUAUAAUUUGUAUUGAUGCAUACAUGUCGUUGACUUUAACACAAGAGAGUUUCAUGAGCACUAACUACCUUGACUUUUGUGCCAGGAACUUACUUGAAUCGUCUAAAGUCUAAAGGGCAUUGAGCCCUCAUGGAAAGCAGCAGCCAGCCAGGCUUUACUUUGCUCAAUCCUACAAAAGCCUCCAAAAUCUCUUGGUGGAUUUUGAAGGAACUUGGAGGGUUGAGUUUAUUUUGUACAGGUGUUUUUAGAAUCUUAUAGCAAAAAAAAGAACAUGAAAUUUGUCACCAGUCCUUAUGCAUUUAACCAGCAAUGCCUCUGCUAUGCAUGCUGACUGACUGUACGAGCUUAUCCACAGUCCAGUCCUCAAGGUCAGGGAUUCUUUCCUUCACAAAAUGCACUGAAAUGACAAAGAUGAAAUUAGAUCAAAUUGAAAAAGUGAUUCCCCAUUACCCUUUCUCUCUCUAUGCUGACAUUUGAAUCGAAGAGCACCUUUGUCGCCAGUGAUACAAAGUUCUUGUUUUUUUUAAGACUGCUGCAUAGAGCCAAGAGUAAUGAAAGUAAGCUGCCACCCCUGGCUUGAAUUGAAUGAAAUUACUCCUCCCAAUCCAUUCAUCACCUUUGACUCUGCCAGCUUCAUGCUCUGAACACAACACCCUGUGUGUUCUUUUUUUUUUCUUUUUCCCCACUUCUUUUCUCGCUCUCCUCUCAGCUCCAGUCAAACCUAGCUUUCUGGCCCGCCCCCAGCACAGAGCACCUGCCCGGCGUGGCCAGCCUCAUGACGCCACCAACCAGCGCCCUCGCGCUCGCGCGCAACCCGGACAAGGUGGCCGGCCGCCCUGUUUGGCCGCAGGCCACGGGCGCCCGACCCCCACAGGUUUGACUGCAGUGUUGUAGAACUCGUGCUCGCUCUCCAGUCCCAUCUGUCUUCUCGUAGUCCUCAUUGUACACUUGACUGUCAGUGGGUAGCCUUUUCUCACUACAUUACUCAUCCUAGACCACCAGUGAAAGCACUACUCAACUACUGUAAUCAACCGGCACUUCGUUUUUUCAAAACAGAAGUCUUUGUAUCGAGUUUCACCUUGUUUACUUGACGUUGCUCACCAAAGAGUGCAAACUCAUGAGUGUUAGUACUUACCUUCACACUGAACCCCUUCCUGACAGAGCUCGUACUUGCACUCGUCCAAAAAUACUUGACUAGCCAGUAUUUUAUAAUGCUACUUGCCCUGCAGGCUGGCUUUUGUACACCGAAGCUUAGUCUGACUACUUAACGUAACUUGUGCAAUGUGAUAAAGGCACCAUGAAACAGUUGUGUUACUACGUGGAUGCACAUUUCUCUCUUCUUUAUUUUUGUCAAGUGGAAUCUGGCUGCGACUUCUUUUCCUGCGUGCCGUUGCUUUUGUUGAAAGUUUAGUGAGUUGUUUUGUUUUGUCUUCUCUGGCUGGACUUAGUGCGCUUUGUAUUAUUUUGCUUUUUGUUUUCUUUUAUUUCGUACAUUUUGCGUUGGAAUGUCUUCCCAUGUGCUCACCAGUGGCUGUCGGCAUUGCAUGGAGUGCUGGUAUUAGUUAAUUCUGGUCAUGUGUAGCAUGUCUGUUCUGAUCAUUCCAGUAAAUGCACAUUCAUGCCUGAGUCUUGAAAUGAGAAUGUGCUUUUUCCCAGAGAUGGUAUUUGCCCCAUUUCUGCAGGGUCUGUUAUGGUCAAAAACUGGAAUGGCUGCAGAUUGCUGUGAAGUUCUUUUUGAAUGUGACUUACCAAAAGGAUCCAAAAUCAAUUUGAGUUACUAGCGAAGGCAAAAGUGACCCAAAUUGUCAACUCUUACGUUUGUUCGUUUGAUCCUGGUUAUCAUCUUCAAAGUGUAUAUUUCCCUCAAUCGUAUGCCCUUUGCAAAUCAUUCAACAUCAGGAAAACAAUAACUAGUAUUUUAUCACAGAUUAUCUGUAGUUUCUGCACUGAAGGUAGAGAUAUUUUUAAGCAGACCUAUUCAACUUACCAUUUUUUCUUACGCAUCAAUACCUCAUGGUAACAAAGUACUUUUAUAUUGGUGCUCAGAGCUCGUAAUUUUUAAAAUAUGAAAGUUUUAAAUAUAUUCACAGAAACUGGUUCCACUGCCCAAUUUUGGAACCUAUCGUGCCCAUUCAGUAUUGUUCAAAAAGUAUGUAGAAAUGAAAUUCUCACUUUUGCUGCAUUGUCUGAGGGUCCCAGUAGUGGCAACUGUUCAGACAUUAGGUCAACUGUAAAUUGAAGUUUGUAUGAAUUUAAAUAAGGAGAAAGAUUUACUGAUUCUGAAAUGUAGCAGUUACCAGGCAGGAAGACAGAUGUGGUGACCUGGUAUGGGCAAACUUGAAGAGAUGCAAGGGAAUGGUCACUUGCUGUGGUCCUUUUGCCAUUUGUUUCCAUGGUUGAUUUUUCACAUGGAGCUUUCAUACACAGAAAUCGGCCAAUAUGAGAAAACGGUAUGCCAAGUAAAAUUGCGUUACCGGUUAGAAUGUCAUACUCGUCGUGUCAUGGCUCAUCACUGGUUCUCAGGUCAUCCUUGCUUGGCUCAGUGACAAUGUUAGCCCCAUGUAUUACUUGCAUUGAAAAGGGUCUGUGAACGAUUCUCCAUGACGUCACCCUCAAACAGUAGUGCAGUGAGUGAUGUCUAGCUAGAAUAUGUAAGCUAGGUGUGCAUGAAUGUGCUAAAUGUCAGUCAAAAUGUGACAUCUUUAAAUUUCAUCUGCUGGAAUGUACAAGGAUGACUUGGUGCAUUGCCAGGGAUGUGCACCUGCUUUGGUAAAUCUUUAGCAGAGGAGGGGGAUAGGCUCUUCAGGGAACUUCAGAAGAUUUCUGGUUCCUGUGUGCCUAGUGGGAGAAAGCAGCAUGGCAUGGCAGUUUGGAUUGUACCGAAGUUUGAAUAGCAUUCCCAUGUUUGCACUUGGGAAUGCACAGUGUUUCAAAUCUGUCCCAGUUGAGAUCAGUUCCCAGUUAGAACAGUAAGAUGUCCACUGGAGCAUUGUUCAAAUUCUCAAGGUUUGCCAUGUAGAAAGAACUCUGUUGUGGUUCAUAUAGAGUGUUCGAGUUCCCCAAAUACCUAAUUGUACUCUCAUUUACAUUUUUAAACAUCAUUUAUGAUUUGGUGGUGAAGUGCAUGCUGGGAUGUAUCUUCUCUAAGCCUAGUGUCUAUUACUAUAGUUUUUGUGCAUAAUGUUAUGCAGGUUAUGAAUAUGUAUAUUUCCAGUUGACCAAUGAGCAACCAGUCAUACUUCAUGUGAUACAAAAGGAACCAUCUCAUUGGACCAAGAACGAUAUGCUAAUGUAAGAUUUGUUAGAGGCAAGGGAAUGUAUAUUUUUCUCUUCCUUGUGAUUCUUUGUGGGAAAUACGACUGAAAUGAUCGUGUGAGUUAUCAAUUAAAAAAAACAUUUACUGGAUUUGGUUUGUUUCCUCAGAAACAAUUGAAAAGAUGUACAAAAUGGUAAUGAGCGUAGGAGCAAUUACGACUAAGUUAUAGAGUGUAAAGUGUGUGAGUAGAAAUAUAGUUCAAAUAUUUGUGCUUUCUUUUUUUUUUUAAGUUAUUUGGAAAGUUUUGUUUUAGACUAAAGAAUUGUUUUGUCUUGUUUCCAUUAAAUAAUUACUUAUGAACAUUUCCAGUCAACUUCCCCAUACGCAACUGACUGGAAUUCCAGCGAAGCAUUUUACAUGGUAAAGUACAAAGUCUUGUAUACAUUUUAAAAGUAUGGAUUGUAGAUUUUUAAGGGGAAAAAAAUCAAGUUUCUGAUGAAGUCUUAUAAUUCACAAAAUCCUCUCUGACUAAUCUCAAAUUUUACUCGUGAAAUCAGUGAGUCGAUUCUUUUAGAGUGAGAUUUAAUCGAUUUUAGUAUGGAUAAAGUAACGUCUGGUUACUUUUUAUGUAAAUUAAAGAAAUUUACAUUAAUUGUAAAAUUACCCUAGUUACUCUGUUGUACAUAUGUAAAAUUUUUAAAGACAGAAUAACUCAAAACCACUAUAAUUGGCAGGUUUUUGAGAAGAAAUAUGUAUAUAUACAAAACCAAGAAAUUACCCCCAAUGAAUUAGAGUCUUGAUUCUCAUGUAAAAAAAAUGAGUGUUCAGUUUUAGCAAAUCAUGUCGAGAAAUUUUAUGAUGUGUUUGUCUUGCUGCAUUUUUAUAGGCAAAUUAUAAUUGGUUUUCAAGUGUAUAAGAUGAAGUUUUCAAGCAGUUUGGAGCUGUACACGUUUGUUGCAUCAUCGGACACAGUUUUUAUGUUGUAUUUUGUUCAUCCUUAUCCGAUCUUAAUUUUCAUCCAAGAAUGAAUUUUCUUAAACCAACUAUCUGCCGGUUUUCUCCAGAUGAAAAGCCAGUCGCUAGCUUCUUGUACUGAGGAUGGGUUUUAUGGAAAAGAACAUUUCUCUGCAGGUAUGGAAAUCAGUGUAAAAUGUCGUACCUAAUUUAGACUUCAAAAGAAUUACCGUAGCAGACGAAAUGUAUAUUUUUGUGAGUUCCCAAAUAGAAAGUCAGUUUGAAAUAAUAUCAAAAUUGUGAAUUCUGAUGGAUGAAAUUACCAACCUAUUUGUAUACUAGUGUAUAUGUAUGUACAUUUGGUUUUCCAUGCAAUUUUUCUGUUUAAAAAACGAGGUCUUGUUUGACUAGUCUUUACCAUUGUUUGUGUUUAGCUAUUUUUUUUUCACAGUGUGUGCAGAUUUGUGUGAGAAUAAUUCUAAACGGUAUGUGCAAGAUUCUAGACUACAGUUCCUGGAGUGAAUGGCAGUGAAGCGUCAAAUUUGGUUAAAAUCCUGUCUUCUGUACAUCAAAAAGAGACUUAUUUCAGCUGUGUGGCUUUUUACUUUUCAAGAUACCGACAAUGUAGGGAAGAAACUCGUCCCACCAAAAGUAGAACAACUCUGUUGUUAUCUCGUUAACUUUUUCUCCCACUGAAAUAUCUCUAAUUGUUACACAGUAAUGGGGUUAUGUGAUCAUGCCUGUGGCGUGUGCAUUGUGUAGAAUAUGACAGUCUUCGACUUCGUAGCCAACUCUGGAGAUUUGUGUUUUUUUAUAUGUAGAACUUCACCACUAAAAGUUCUUCAGCUGUACAGAGUGAAACCGCUUCUUAUUUCUUUGUUAUGGGACAUGUGAAAACUUGUUCUUUAAUUAAAACUGAGAUGAUAUGCAUCUCUAAGAUCAAAAGAA